CUGUCAGUUUGACAGCUGUGUGUUUGCGGAAGAGAGGUUAAGAACCACGAGGGAUCGUCCAGAAGUAUAAGGAGAGUAUAAGAAAUACAAGAACAUGUUAAUUAUUUGAAUGCAUGGUAAAUAAUUAUUAUACGACAAAUUUAUAUUGAUAUAUAUAAUUUCAGUUAUCGCAGCUGAGGCAUUAACAAAAAGAUUAUUGGCCCGAUUGGCCGUAUCGAGCCUUCCAGAGAAUCGGAGUCAUACGAAUAGGAAAAGAAGAAGAAGAAGAAGAAAAUGAGCUGGGACCGCUGGGACAGAGAAUGGAAGAAAACAACGAUGACUAUGAGAAAGGUAGAGAUGAUGGUCAAUGGAGGAGGAGAUGCAAACACCAGUGGGAAAUAUCAGCGUCAGACGAUCCGCGCUACGCUUGUCAUGCGGCAUACUCGCCACGGACUCUGAUCAGUCUGAUCCAUCGUCACCAUGUGUCCUCGCGGUAAUCUCCAUCGCUCUUUCGUUGAUAAAUUCAUCGUUCACCAUCUACACGAGGAAUUUGGGAUACACCAAAGUCAUGAGCAUCGUCGAGCAAAUGGUUCAUCACAUCUCCGAGGAGAAUCCUGAAUGGACAGUUGCAGAGAGAUCGGCGUGGAUUGACAGUCUCCAGGUCUUCGGUUUCAGCAGGGCUAUUCAAGUCUUCGGAUUAAAUCAAUUUAAAAAGAGUUGCGCCAAGAUAUCGAAAGGCUGUAAUUGCGUUCUCGCGAAUUAUAUUUCCCCACACAGCACAGUUUCUAAAUCCGAUAUUGCUUUCUCUUUGUUUGCAUCGUGCAUCGCGCAUCGUGCCUCGCGAGCAAAUCUCUUUUCUCAAAAUAAUGUUAAAUAAAUUGUUAAAAUACUGUGAAAUACUACUGUUAAAUAAAU
This is a messenger RNA of Temnothorax curvispinosus, 894 nucleotides long. RefSeq lists its product as uncharacterized. Gene Ontology annotation, cellular component: mitochondrial intermembrane space. Gene Ontology annotation, molecular function: phosphatidic acid transfer activity. Gene Ontology annotation, biological process: phospholipid transport. The transcript has 3 exons. The coding region runs from base 347 to 856 and encodes 169 amino acids. The record is from RefSeq and is a predicted model, not a curated record. Lineage: Eukaryota; Metazoa; Arthropoda; Insecta; Hymenoptera; Formicidae.